UAGAUGUUAGUAUAUGGUAUACCUGUCUACGUCACUUAAAAAGUCUUAAAGAGUUUGCUAAUCCUCUUUGCUGUGUCAACAAGGGCUGUAUGUGCACAGGUAUAUGCCAAUAAGGAUUAAGCUAUUGUUCCUUAUGUCUUGAUUAAAAUGAGGUGUCAACCACUGGCAAUUAGAGUGUUUGUUGACGACGAGACGCAGCGUUUAUACAAAACCUUUAGGGAAGCUAAUUACUCGACGUUUCUUUUGUUUUAACGCGCGCCCUGCGGCCUUUAAACAAACAUAUCUCCCAGGCAUGCGGAACUGCAUUUAAGACAUACACCGUUAUAACGAGGAUCGAGUGUAUAUAAAGACGGUAUACCAGCCACCCGUGACCUAAUUUCAGCUUUAGGUGUGGUUCGUGUUGUUUGAAUACCGGCAACGGAAAUAACACACAGCAUUGAACAUGGCGUCUGAGUCGCGUUAUACCGAGGCGUAGGUCUAUAAAGUAGUAGACUCCAUGGUGACGUUUUGUUCACGUUGACAGCAGAGUCAUACUUGACUGGUCAUGAAGUUGACACAGGGAACAUCCCUGAACUCGUCCAUGGGCAGUCAUUUCAUCGAUCACGUCAUCAAAAAGAGCAUGGAGGGACUCUCGUCAGACAAGUACGCUGUGUUGGACGAUCACACACAUCCUCACCAUGAAGUCACGUUGUGUCAGAUGACGUUGUUUGUUAUCUACGUCGGCGUGACGUUCCUGUACGCAGUCAGAGCGCCACGCUCCUUUGUCAGGGGUAAACAAGACGAACCCGAACCGGAUGUGGAAAGAACACGUGACACAAAGCCAGUCACCAAUCACGUUGCAGUAGAAGUUAAGGAUGCUAAUGACUCAAACGUUGUCAAAGAGAGCGAGAAAGCAAGUGUCCAAACCCCGAAGAGGCCCCCACCACCUCCACCUCCAACUUUUGACGCUUUCCUCAAAUGCAUCAUUGUGUUUGGUGCCAUCAUGGGGUAUUACUUUCUCUGCGAUUACAUCAAGGUGUUCCCCGCCGAGCCCCGCGUGUACAGCCGGGACACCUUUCUGUUCCUGGUGUUCCUCCUGUUCCUCGUCGCGUGUGUGUUCACCAUCCGGCCAACCAAGGACAUCAUUCUUAACAGGGAGCAGACGGAGGAAUGGAAGGGCUGGAUGCAGGUGAUGUUUGUGUGGUACCACUACUUCGCGGCCAAGGAGUGGUACAACUGGAUCCGAGUCUACAUCGCCUGCUAUGUCUGGAUGACAGGAUUCGGUAACUUCUCCUUCUUCUGGGUCAGGAAAGACUUUUCCCUAUGGCGAAUUAUCAAAAUGAUGUUCAGACUGAACUUCCUCGUCAUUUUCGUCGUCAUGACAACCAACAACGAGUACAUGUUGUAUUACAUCUGCGCCAUGCACACCUACUGGUUCAUCACGGUCUAUGUGUUCAUGCGCGUUCUCAACAGCUGGAACCAGAACAGGAUAAAGAUGGCGGUCAAGUUUGCCGCUUACAUAAUAUGCAACGCCCUUAUAUUUGAAAUCUCUGGAGCGUGCUCAACCCUAUUCCGUCCAUUGUGGUUCAUAUUUGGUCUGCACGAGACGAAACACGACAUCAUGCAUGAAUGGGAGUUCAGAGCUGGACUGGACCACUGGGCGUGUCUGACCGGGAUGCUAUGCGCCUACAACUAUCCUUACUUUGAGGCUUUAUUGAAACGACUUGAAAAGGAAGCGAACAGCAGGAGAGAAAAAUACACUCAAAUAGGCGUCAAGAUUAUCAUGAUCGUAGUUGCCCUAGCGGUCGGUGUGCUGUGGUAUACAACGUUCAUGCGUAAAGACAAAUAUGCGUACAACAGAACACACUGUUACUCAUCCAUGAUCCCAAUACUUGUUUUCAUUGUGCUAAGGAACUGCUUUCCUGUCCUCCGGCGACACUACAUCCAUAUGUUCGCGUGGCUAGGCAAGAUCACCCUGGAGACAUAUCUCUCACAGCUCCAUAUAUAUCUCCAGUCGAAUGCCAAGGAUUUGCUUGGCUAUCUUGUAGAUCAGCCGCUUCUGAAUUUCGCUCUAGCAACCAUCAUUUACCUGCUCGUCUCAUACAUGUUGUUUCAUCUAACCACGGAAUUCAGUUCAUUCUUGAUACCCAAAGACUUGAGCGUGGUGUCCAAAUACGCCGUCACCGGUGCCAUCGUUGUUGCUGUUGCUGCCGCAGUUGCAUUUGGGAUUCAGGUGUCUCUAGGGGGACAUAUUCUUGUGUGAAUGUCACUGGUAUAGAAGAAUGAAAUGACACUUGCAGUGCUUGCAUUCAUUAAGGGUAUAUGAUAAGGUGGCAUUUACUCUGGGAAUUGUUUAUGAUUUAUUUAUUACAUUUUUGCGAGUGGUAUAUUAUGUUCUUUGCGAAUGCAGGGGAAGAACCUGUUGAUUAUGACUGAACCCGAUGGAUAUGAGUGAUGGGUGGGACCACAACGCGUGUAGUUAUCUUUUCACGCUUUUCCCUGCCAUGCUCUGUCCUCUAGUACAACACGUUGAUUAGGGAGGUAUGGUUGGCCAAAUAGUGGAAAGAAGCGCAUCUCGCUCUACACAACCUCCAGCUUGUCGAAGCAGGAUCCGCUGAUCUCGGGCUCUUAUCUCUGCAUCAUGCUCAAACAGUCAGCAAUUACUCAUGCGCUUGAGUUUCAAAGUGUUACUCUAAAAUACUGUCCGAAGUAGGGUUACACCCAAAUCGCUCGCUCAUUCGAACGUGUCACUGUUGCACUGUGGUAUUCUGGGAUUCGAGAUGAGGCCUGACUGUAUUGUGUUAAUAUUUACGUAUCGGAACGUUUAGUGUGGAUCUCUUUUACAGACUACAGUAUUGCAUGUUGACAUAGCAGGAACAAGUGAUGUAUGUGAUGUUUUGUAUCGGGAUAGCAUAUGUUCGUUGUGCCAUGUCUUCGUUGAGGUUUUACAUCCUUAUAGGGAGGGGCGGUCGGGUAGCCUAGUGGUUAAAGCGUUCGCUCGUCACGCCGAAGACCCGGGUUCGAUUCCCGACAUGGGUACAAUGUGUGAAGCCCAUUUCUGGUGUCCCCCGCCGUGAUAUUGCUGGAAUAUUGCUAAAAGCGGCGUAAAACCAUACUCACUCACUCACUCACUCCUUAUAGGGACCGACCAUUGGAUAUUUGUGUUUAUGUCCGUUUAUUCUGGGGUUUACGAUAAUAUGUUUCUGUUACAGCUGCAAAACCAGAUAUUUCUUAAUCAAAACCAUCAGCCCCUGAAUAUUUUUUUAAAGUUAAACACCUUGCAAUAUUGUAGAUUUUGUGGCAGAUAAUUUCUUUUUUUUUCAACAGUCUCAAUUAUUAUCAUAAUUAUUAUUUUAAGAGUCAAUGGGACAUUUUUUUUAUAUCAUUUGGUCAAUUCGUAAGAACAGAAUGGUAUUUGAGAAACAGGUUCAGCGGAAAUUCCGUGUCAUAUCAGGUCAAAAUGAACCUCGCAUAGUACUGGCUGCAUAGAAAGAGUAAAGAGCUAUAGAUCGACGUCAGGGCUGAACUGGACAUAGCACGAGGGAGUGUGUUAGUGCAGUUGUGUGAUUGAGUGUAGUCAGUGUGAGAUAGACUGAACAUGUAGUCUGUGAAAUCUUUUAUUACACAAUAUAUUUCUCUCCUCUAAAAUUAAAACAUAUAAUUUUCCUGAUGCUGGAAAUAUUAACAAGCUUGACAUAUUCCAGACCAUUCAUCUUAAGGAAGGCAUCAGAUUCAAUAAUACGGAUUCAAUACGACACGAUUCAAUACUACAGAUUCAAUUCCACACGAUUCAAUACAACAGAUUCAAUACCACAAGAUUCAAUUCUAAGCGAUUCAAUACUGCACGAUUCAAUACCACACGAUUCAAUACUACACGAUUCAAUACCACACGAUUCAAUAAUAUACGAUUCAAUACCACAUGAUUCAAUACUACACGAUUCAAGACUGAGCCACUUCAGAGCUAUAAAAAGAGCUGGCAUCAUGAUAUAUAGCUAUAUUGGUUUGUUUUCAUAAAAUAAAUAAUUUAUAUUCCACAGUCAUGGCGCAGGACUAAGUGAGAGAUUGAAUGUAGUGAUUGGUUGGUUGAGUGAUUGGUUGGUUGAGUGAGUGAGAGUGAGUGAGUGAGGGAGGGAGGGAAUGGCUGCUUGGUGGAAUGUAUGGUUUUAGUAACAGGGUUAUUUGACUUUAAUGUAAAUUAUGUAUAUUCGCAAUCAGACGAUGACGCUACGUGUUGACACUAAUAUCUAAUACAUCGAACUGAAGUUAAAAAGACACAUGUAUACGGUAACUGUUUCUUCACUGGUCGACUAACACCCAUUCCACUUAACAUGUAAUAUAUGUUGCACAGACAUAUUGCACAGAAGUUGGUUCUACUCCUACCUUAGACUCGUUAGAGCUGAUAUCUACUUGUUAUUUAACUUUGCAUGUCACAUGGUGGACAUAUUAUUGGGGAUAACCGAAUGUGAUGGUAUAUUUUCUGGAAAAUAUAUUUUUAUAGUUUUAUUUUUAUGUGGGUCUUUUUUGUGUGCAUUAAAUGCAUUGGUCUAUUGUU
Molecule: messenger RNA, 4531 nt
Organism: Haliotis rufescens (red abalone)
Lineage: Eukaryota; Metazoa; Mollusca; Gastropoda; Lepetellida; Haliotidae
Product: protein REDUCED WALL ACETYLATION 2-like
Exons: 5
Coding region: 545-2242 (565 amino acids)
Source: RefSeq, a predicted model, not a curated record